Gavialis gangeticus (Gharial) is the source of this 1161-nucleotide messenger RNA. RefSeq names its product GINS complex subunit 1 (gene GINS1). Gene Ontology annotation, cellular component: GINS complex. The transcript is spliced from 7 exons. The coding region runs from base 55 to 642 and encodes 195 amino acids. Gene Ontology annotation, biological process: DNA strand elongation involved in mitotic DNA replication; DNA replication. The record is from RefSeq and is a predicted model, not a curated record. Lineage: Eukaryota; Metazoa; Chordata; Crocodylia; Gavialidae.
UGGCGGAGCGGGCCGGCGGGCGCGGGAAAGUUCCGCAGUCUAACGCUCUCUGGCAUGUUCUGCGAACGGGCGGUCGAGCUAGUCCGGGAGCUGCGGCGCGCCACGGACGGCAGCCUGCCCGUCUUCAGCGAGGAUGGGAUCCGACAAGUUCUUGAGGAGAUGAAAGCUUUAUAUGAACAGAACCAGGCUGAUGUAAACGAAGCAAAAUCGGGACGAGGCAACUUGAUCUCAACAAUCAAGUUUCGUCAUUGUUCUCUCUUGCGUAAUCGUCGAUGCAUUAUUGCCUAUCUGUAUGACCGGCUGCUUCGGAUCCGAGCGCUUCGGUGGGAAUAUGGCAGCGUCUUGCCAAAUGCCCUCCGAUUCCAUAUGUCAGCAGAAGAAAUGGAGUGGUUCAAUCGGUAUAAAAAGUCUCUGGCUACCUACAUGAGGUCUUUGGGAGGCGAAGAAGGUCUGGACCUUACACAGGACAUGAAACCUCCCAAAAGCUUAUACAUUGAAGUUCGAUGCUUGAAAGAUUAUGGAGAAUUUGAGAUUGAAGAUGGCACAACGAUUCUGCUGAAGAAGAACAGCCAGCACUUUUUACCACGAUGGAAGUGUGAACAGCUGAUCAGACAAGGCAUCCUGGAGCAUGUUUUGUCCUAGCUGGACCCACCACCCAUCUCUGAAAGGAGUCAGAUGUGUUUUUAGCGUGAUUUUUAACAGUGACAGCCAUGUGUCUGCAUUCUGCUUGGAAACUCACUCCAAAGUGCACCCCUCACCUGUUAUUAGGAGAUGUUCAGUAUCUCUUUACAGAAUAUCCAAGCAGAAGUAUUUUUCAGCAUUUUAAACAGAUGGUAACUGGUAACCUAGUGAACUUCAAGUCCAAGCGGUAUCAGGAGCUUCAUCUGCCCGCUUCCCCUGACUACUCUGAUUUUUACAAAUACAUCGUCUUAUGUUUUAUCAAGUUCUGUGCAGUGGGGAAGCAUGAAACUGGCUGACAUGCCCAGUGGGGUCAAGUGCACAGUGAAGCAUCUGAAAGCACCGAGAACAAUUUCUCUAACAUCUUCCAGAGUUACUGAGACUGACCUUUAAACUGCCUUUUACAGUAGAACAGAUAGGAUGUUUCUUGUAGACCGUUUUAUGUUACAUUGUAGCCAUUAAAAAUAUACUUUCUACUAAAUC